Messenger RNA from Spodoptera frugiperda (fall armyworm), 4200 nucleotides. RefSeq names its product serine/arginine repetitive matrix protein 1-like (gene dmt). The record is from RefSeq and is a predicted model, not a curated record. NCBI's taxonomy places the organism in Eukaryota, Metazoa, Arthropoda, Insecta, Lepidoptera, Noctuidae. The transcript has 3 exons. Bases 219 to 3179 code for a protein of 986 amino acids.
CAUUGUUCGCUGCUGUCAUAAUUAGAGUUGUCAAAAAAACGAGCGAAAACGAAAGAAAGUUGUACACAUUGCGACAUAUUUUUGUGUGAUUUUGUGAAUGUGGUGUUAAUUUAAACAAUAAAGUGAUUAAAAGUAAUAUAGUUAUAGAUAAUCAACGUAUAAAAUCGUGUUAUAAGUGUCUAAAUUCGGAAGUUAAAUGUUUGUUUUUACAUAGCGUCAUGCCCCCGCGGAUUAGAACGAGAGCUUCCAAAGCUCUCAAAGAAAAUAUUGAUGUUACAGAAAACAAGAAGCUUGUUAAAAGUAAUAACAAGGGACCUCGAAAAGCCUUAGCUGAUAAAACAAACUCUGCAUCAGACGAUGGGUCAUUAGAAAUCCCGACAAAAACUAAGAAAACAAACACGAAAGUUUUGAAGACAGGUCCAAACAAGAAUGGAGAGAAGAAGAAGAUUGAAACAAAACAAAAAGAGACCGUGUCACAACAGAAAGAGAAUGUGCCUUCAACAAAUGAAGUACGGCCUCGACGUGACAGGCGUCUACCGAACCGAUUUGUCGAAAAUAAAACUUUAAAUAAUUUAUCAAACAGCAAGGAAACUUUAAAUGUGACGCUCAGUAGUCCGUUAACUAAUCCCAAGGCUGACAAUACACCAAUAAAGGUAGAUAGUUUAUCUAAAAAUGAGGCAGAACCAUCUCCAUUCAAAACACCAGGUAAAGCUGACAGCAGUUUACUUGCUAACCGUCCCAGGAGGAUUUGUCGCUUACCAUCACGUUUCGAAGACCAUUCCAUAAGCCCUAAUAAGUACAUUCCCAUACAACCUGCUAAUGCCAGUACUCCGAUACAACUGUCUAAAGCCAAACCUAUUGUUGUAUUAACUGAAAAAGAUAAAGUAAACAUAGAUAUAGCUAAAACCUCUAAUAAAAAACAAGAAAAUGUUACUAGGCCUACUAGAUCUACGAGAAAUACUCAACAAAAGGAAUCUACUGAGAAAACAUCAACUAAAAGUAGUCCUGAUACUAAUAAUAACCCUAAAACUAGAUCAACUAGAAGGAAGGUUGCUAAAACUCAACCAAGUAAUGAAAAGGAGUCACCAUCAAAGAAGGUUACUAAACCUACAAAUAAAAAAGAAUCUCCGCUCAAGAAAAGCCCUCCAAAGAUGAAUCAAACCUCAUCAAACAGUAAUGCAUCUCCGAUAAGGAAAUUCUUGACACCCAUGGCAAAGUUUCCAAUAGUACCAAGCAAAACAAUAUCAUCUAAAAAGAAAUUAAGUCCCAAAAAGCCUUCCACAAACAAGGCAAGUCAAAAUGUAUCAUUCAAAUUGCUAGGCAGCAAGAAAAAUGGUGAACAAAAUGGUGACAAUGAGAAUGAAAAUGAUGGUGACAUUUACGAAUUUACAUUUGAUCCCGAAGAAGAACCUAAACCACAAAAGAAAAAGCGUAAAAGGAUUGUAACAAAGAAACCUCCAACAGUUGUUGCACCCAAGCAGAAAAAGGUUGUAUACAAGAGCAGUUAUGAUCAGAACAUAUCAAAAGCACUGGCAGCAUUGAAAAAUGCUGUUAAUCCUGCCAAAACUGCUGAAGCUCCAAAUCUACCACAGAUUACUGAGAACAGUGGUGAAAUUGCUGAGGAGAAUCAUGUAGUAAAUCAUGUUGCUAAUGUUGAAAAUCAAGUACAAACAAAUAAUGUAACAAAAGAAAAUAAUCCAUUAAAUGAUACUGGAAAAGCUUCUGUUCAUGGGUUUAAUUACCCAUCAAUAAGGGUGGAAGACAUUGCUGCUGAUAUAGAACCAAGCAUGGAUGACCACCAUGAUGAUUUAAAUUACUCUCCUGUAAAUUCACCAAGACCUGUAAAUGGCCUAAGUACUCCUAAUGCUUCUGCUAAUCAUAAGCCUACACCUGAUAGACCUGUGCACAAUAAUGAUCCACUCAACUUGGCAGAAGAACUCAGUUUCUUUGAUGAUCAGCCUGUGGCUAGCAGUAGCAUGAACAUGUCAGUCCGCCAUCCUAUGGCCAGUCCAUGGAGAGUUGAAUUUGGUAGUCUGCCCAUAAAAUGGCGGGUAAAUGCUUAUGUGAAACCUAACAUGACACCAGCAGUAGACACUUCAUUUAUAAACCCAGAUGAUUCUAUGAAAAAGAAACAUGUUUACACUAAUUUAUUGACAGAAGCAAAUGAUGAACCAGAAAUGGUUGAAACCACACCAAAUCUGAAACAACCUAGUAUAAUUUCGUUUAUGAAAGAGAUGGCAGAGAAGAGUGCUAGAAAGAAACGAGGGAGAUCCAAAUCUGUCUCUCCAACGAGAGCUGUUCUGAAGGAAAAUGUAAAUAGAAAUGAAAAUGUCAAUAAGAGACCUACUAGGAGAGGAGAUAAGGUAGAUAAUGAAGCUUCUGAGCAAAGCAAUAAUACUUCUGAAGAGGUAUCAAGUGGAAAUGACACUUCUCAUGAUAAAGAAAACUCAAAGGAAGAGAAAAGAUCUAGGAAGCGCAAGAACAAUGAGAACAUCUGUCAUUUACCAGCAAAAUCUCCUAGAAAGCAAAAGGAUAAGGACUGUACCUUCUUUGGUUUUGAUGAAAGUGAGAAUCAGGAUGAGAAUGUGUCUCCAGUAAAGGUUGCUCCAAGAGGGAGAUCUUUGAGGGCUAGGCCAAAGGCUGUUCUUCAAGAAAUCAAUGGGCCGUUAAGAGCUGAUUUACCAGUAGCAGCCAAGACUAAGAUAGCUACAAGUUCUGAAGCAGUAAAUAGAGUGUAUGAGGAGUUGAAAUCUGCUGCUGAUGCACCAGUUUUCCCUGAAAAGGAUGUGCAGACCAAUGAAACUAAUGUUGAAGAGUCUAUGAUGAAUGAUGACUCACAGUCUGUACAUUUGUUUGAGGAUAUAGAAGUUGUACAUCAUUUGAAGCCACAGCGCAAGAGUUAUGGCAAGUCCAAGAAAGUGACAUUCCGUCAACCAUCUAAUUCAGACAGUGAUACUCCAGCACCAACUACUGUGGAUCCAAAUGACUCGACUGAUUAUGAUGAUCUUGGUGAUCUGACCUUUGAAAUUGCUAAUGUGGAACAAAAGAAGAAAGUUAAUAAGAAGAAAAAGCCUAAAAGGCUGAUGUCUAAGAAAGAGGAGAAAGAAGCAGAGGAAUGGGCAGCCAACUUUAAUUCAAUGUGUGAAGAUAUAGAAGAGUUCCCUCUCAUCGUUGAGUGAAAUCACCGCCUAUUAAUCAUGACCAUAUUUUAACUCUCCAAUUAUGUAAAUUAAUCGUAGAUUUUAACUUAAAAAUACUCAUUGUAUGAGCAAAAAGUGCAAUUUUCGCACACCUACUUAAAAUAUAAUGAUAUUACGAAUUAACAAUAAUGAAAGAGCAUUUUUUUACAAUUAUUAGGGUCUUGUAAUAUUAAAAUUAUUCAUGAAUUUUUGUAAAUAAUCUGAAUUUAAUUUAUAACAUAGUUUUAAUUUUCAAUUAUGAUUUUAUUAGUACCUCAACAGUACAAUUAAUAAUUGUCGUAAUCUAAUCAAGUUGCAAUUGUGGCCAUCUGUGUAUUUGCCAUUUAAUUUUUAUUUUAUCGAGUUUGACUACAACAUGACAUUUUCGUAGAUUAUUAAGUUUUAAUUAGAAUAUUGUUUUAAUUUAUACUUAUUAUGAUUGGCAAUACUUGUGACUAAAAACUCUACACUGCUUAGCAGUAAGUUCGUGUCUAAUUUUUCUGAAUAGUUCUAAUUAAAUAGACUGGUUAAGUGCCUUUUGGCCAAAGAAUACUCCUAGAAGUUAUUCUGCCAAGUCAUGAUUAUAUCUCAGUGUUGCUAUUAUUGCCAAUAAUAAUUAUUGGGAAUUUUAAUUAUUAUAAUUAAGUUGCGUGGUUAGUUUUACAAAGGGACAAUAAUAUAAGCAAAAUGCAUUUAAUGUAAGGCUAAUUUUUACCUCAUAGAAUCCUAUUUGGAUGGGAUUAUAGGCAAACACUCUGAAGUUAAGAUUUUUUAAAUACUAAGAAUUCUCAAACUUGCAUUUAAGAUACUGAAUUAUGAGUUUAAUUUUGGUUUGUGUAAUCUCGUGGGCAAUUUUUUGUUAAUAUUUUUUUCGUAAAUAGUUUAAUUUUCGUUCUGUAACGUGUUUUUUUUCUGUUAUUCAGAUGAUUAAUUUUAUUUUCGUGUGACGUAAUGCUGGUUUUGCGUCUUAUUCCGUUUGCCCUGGACAACUUGAUACUUUAAUAAAUAAGAUUUUUUAACA